Molecule: messenger RNA, 1629 nt
Organism: Fopius arisanus
Lineage: Eukaryota; Metazoa; Arthropoda; Insecta; Hymenoptera; Braconidae
Product: WAS protein family homolog 1
Exons: 3
Coding region: 154-1575 (473 amino acids)
Biological process (GO): Arp2/3 complex-mediated actin nucleation; exocytosis; endocytic recycling
Cellular component (GO): early endosome; recycling endosome; WASH complex
Molecular function (GO): gamma-tubulin binding; alpha-tubulin binding; actin binding
Source: RefSeq, a predicted model, not a curated record
GUGAAGUUAACAAAGUUUCGUGGGUGACCGGAUUUUACUUCUCAAGUUUAUAUUCGUUAUUGUCCGUUAUUAUCUGGUGAUUAUCUAUCAAAGGGACCGAUGGGCCUUAUGUAGGGGUUGUAAUUGGGAUUGGAUGAUAAUUAUAAGGGAAUCAUGUUGGAGCGGAUUGAGAUUAGUGUCAUUCCUAAUGAUUCGAGGCACGAGGAGACGAUCAUUCUGAUUACUGAGUGUUUGGAUAAUCUCAGGACCGCAGCUUCCCAUAUUUUUCAAGGGAUUGACGAUCGCAUCGCCGGGUACAGGAGCAGAUUAUCAACAAUAAAAGCAAGAACUAAUAAAAUAGAAAGGCAAUUGAGUAAUCUGGAGAAUACGAUGAGUAUGAAAGCAGUGAAAAUGUACUCGGACGCGAAAUACCCGGCGUACUCGACGUAUCAAGAGUACCAGACGAUAAUUGACACAGGAAUCUCACAGAAUCAUCCAGAAAGUCGAGGUACAUCGACUCUCCUAGACGACCGAAGACGAAAGCCCCUAGAGUCUGCUCAAUCCCGAUCAAAUUCGAAUUACUACUCUCCAGAAUUAAAUUUGAAGGAAAAACUACAAUUUUAUUACGUGAUGGGGAAGUCAUUGCAAAAAAAAUCGGGAGAGUCCUCACACAAGUUGAAAAUUGAUAAAGUCUCGUCAGUAAGUGCCCUGCUGAUCAAUGAACCUAGUCAAGAGGGCCUGGAGCAACCGGUGUCCUCCAGGGGAAAGGGCGAGGAGAUGCAGGAUGCUCCUGACUCCAUUGGCCAGCCCUGGAGAUCGGAUAUCGAAUCUCCGUCUUAUCUGUAUGCUCCGAUGUUAGGAGAGGUUCCCCAGAUAAACGUUCCAGCAAUUUUGCCAGACCUCCCAGGGAUCGUCGACGACGAAAAAUUCGUCCUGGACCUGAGCUCGCAAUCUCCAAUCGCCCCUUCGUCAGCAGUGACCUCUCCCACCCUGAGAAUCGAUCUUCCAGAUACGGCAAUAGCACCUGAGAUUCCAGAGACCCGGGAAAAGGAGUUGCAAGUGGAUUCACCAAAUCUUCCGAGCAUCGGAGAGACUGCAGCCCAAAGAGCCCCAUCUCCACCACCUCCACCUCCUCCCCCGCCUCCACCCACACUACCAGAACCUCCAGUAAGUGCUCCAGCACCUCCACCACCUCCACCUCCUCCUCCACCAUCUGCUCCAGAGGCUCCUGCUGCUUCAGAACCGAGGAUCAUUCCUAAACCUCCAGUUGUAGCGCCAGCAGACGAUAGAGGAAAUCUCAUGGCUGCAAUUCGAGCCGCUGGUGGAGUAGGAAAAGCCAAAUUGAGACAAACAACUUCCAUCAUCGAACAGAAUGAGGACAGAUUCUCCUCGGCGUCCGUUGGCGGCGAUCUGAUGGCUGAUCUCCAUGCAAAAUUGGCUAUGAGGAGGAAAGCCAUGACGGGAGGAGCCGUCGGAGCUCUUGAGAGAAUUUCGAGACUCAUUCCACCUCCACCGAAACCUAAUGAAGCUUCUGAUAGAAAUUCAGCUACUAGUGAAUGUGAUUCGCAGAAUGAUAAUGAUGACUGGGAGGAAUAGUUUUUCAAAGAAAAUAUAUUGUGGCAAUCAAUAGUCAUGAAUUUUUUAUUCCUA